Coccomyxa subellipsoidea C-169 is the source of this 318-nucleotide messenger RNA. RefSeq lists its product as hypothetical. Gene Ontology annotation, biological process: translation. Bases 1 to 318 code for a protein of 105 amino acids. Gene Ontology annotation, cellular component: ribosome. NCBI's taxonomy places the organism in Eukaryota, Viridiplantae, Chlorophyta, Trebouxiophyceae, Coccomyxaceae. The record is from RefSeq and is a predicted model, not a curated record. The transcript is spliced from 3 exons. Gene Ontology annotation, molecular function: structural constituent of ribosome.
AUGGUGCUGGACUCUCUGGCCAUUGACCCGCCAAAGACGAAAUACCUGGAUGAGCAGCUGAGCGCUCUUCUUCCAGAUGUCCCCCGGCGUUCAAUUCUGAUGAUAGACUGCGCCAAAGAUGGCGCAGAUGGCGGGGAGAAGCUGCGGAAAGCUGCAUCAAACUUGCCGUGGACAGAUGUACUGCCCCAGGCUGGGGCCAAUGUGUACAGCAUCCUGCAGCGUGACAACCUCAUUCUGAGCUGCAGCGCAGUGGACCUGCUUGUGCAGCGAUUGAGGCAAACAACGUUGCAGCAGCCACACAAUUCCGUGCACACAUGA